Messenger RNA from Cuscuta campestris, 2084 nucleotides. NCBI's taxonomy places the organism in Eukaryota, Viridiplantae, Streptophyta, Magnoliopsida, Solanales, Convolvulaceae. The record is from the annotation of a GenBank genome assembly.
AUGAUGAUCGAUGAAAUCUCGUCCGUGGAAUUCCCCAGAUGAGGUCGCUCCACUAGAAUCUGCAGAUUCCGUUCUUCAUCUCCGCCGCUACACCGCUUCAGAAUGGUCUCGCCAAUCAGAUGGGUGGCUCCGCCUCCACCUCCAACUGGCCACUGCCACCAUACAAUUGCAUAAUGUAACGAUAUGAAACUGCAGAUCUGACCAAUUUCAAUCCAAUUCUGUCUGUGGCCAGUUCAAAUUUAAAUCGCAUCGACGAAUUGAAAUUGUUCGUGGCGCCAUACGACUGAUGUUUUAUCUGCCCAAUUCCGCCAUAAAACGAACUGAGAUUGCAGAUCUAGCUGACCAUCGCCUCACCCUGAUGAGAGAAAGAGUGUGACAAAGGAAAAAUGGGGUCAGUUGUAAACAGUGAAGUCCCAAAGCCUCAUGCCGUGUGCGUCCCCUACCCUGCCCAAGGGCACAUCAACCCAAUGCUAAAGCUAGCCAAAGUCCUCCACCACAGAGGCUUCCACAUUACCUUUGUCCACUCAGAAUUCAACCACCGCCGCCUCCUCCGCUCCCGGGGACCGGACUCCCUCCGCGGCUCCCCGUCCUUCCGGUUCGAGACCAUCCCCGACGGUCUUCCGCCGUCCGACGCCGACGCCACCCAAGACAUCCCCUCCCUCUGCCGUUCCACCUCCACCGCUUGUUUACUCCCUUUCAUGGAACUUCUGACCAAACUCAACAAAGACUCUGCCGCCGCGUCGUCCGAUGCGCCGCCGCCGGUUUCGUGCAUAGUCUCCGACGGGGUCAUGAGCUUCACGGUGGCUGCCGCCGAGCAGUUGGGAGUCCCGGAAGUUCUGUUUUGGACGCCUAGCGCCUGCGGCUUCUUGGGUUAUAUGCACUAUUCCAAACUCGUCGACUUGGGUUACACCCCACUUAAAGAUGAGAGCUGUCUUACAAAUGGGCAUCUAGAGACGAAGCUGGACUGUGUGGAGGGCAUGAAAGGCAUAAGGCUGAGAGAUCUUCCGAGUUUCGUGAGGACCACGGACCCGAACGACUUCAUGGUGAAAUAUUUCCUUGAAGAAACGGAGAGAGCGAAGAAGGCGUCCGCCAUUGUCAUCAACACCUUUGACGCAUUGGAGCACGAGGCUCUCGCGAGCCUCCGGUCCAUGCUUCCGCCCAUCUACGAUGUGGGCCCCUUACAGUUACUCCUCGAGAACGAGGAGGACGACGGGGUUAAAACGCUCGCGUCCAACCUCUGGAAGGAGGACGCGACGUGUCUGGAUUGGCUCGGGACGAAACGACCGAACUCGGUCGUUUACAUCAACUUCGGGAGCAUAACGGUGAUGACCACAGAGGAGCUGGUCGAGUUCGCCUGGGGAUUGGCGAACUCUGACGAGCCGUUCCUGUGGGUCAUCAGGCCUGACCUGGUCACAGGGGAGGGAGCCAUGCUCCCUCCCGAGUUCGUGGAGGAGACGAAAGACAGGGGAAUGCUCUCCAGCUGGUGCCCUCAGGAGCAAGUCCUGGCCCACCCGGCGGUCGGAGGGUUCCUGACCCACUCCGGGUGGAAUUCGACCCUGGAGAGCAUAUGUAACGGCGUGCCGAUGCUGUGCUGGCCGUUUUUCGCGGACCAGCCGACGAAUUGCCGGUUCUCGUGCGUCGAGUGGGGGGUCGGGAUGGAGAUCGACGGGGACGUGAAGAGGGAGGUGGUGGAGGGGAUGGUGAGGGAGCUGAUGGAGGGGGAGAAGGGGGAGGAGAUGAGGAGGAAAGCCAUGGAAUGGAAGAAGCUGGCUCAAGACGCUGGAGCUGCCGGCUCAUCCUAUAAGAGUAUAGAUAAAUUCAUCAAACAUCUCAAGAGCCAUUAACUGACACUUUUGUUGUGCUCAUCUCAUCGCAGUUUUCACCGUGUGUGUUGGAGAUAAUUAAAUGUAAACUUGUGCACCAUAGUGUCUCUCUGUGCUGUAUUUUUUUUCACUUUUUAAGAUCUCUAAUAGGGUUUCUCUUGCCGCCAACUCGGAAGGUGAUGCCUUGAAUAGCUUUAAGACAAACUUACAAGACCCUAACCGCGUGUUGCAAAGUUGGGACAAUAACCUUAUUAAUCCUUG